Aspergillus nidulans FGSC A4 is the source of this 481-nucleotide messenger RNA. RefSeq lists its product as uncharacterized. The transcript is spliced from 3 exons. NCBI's taxonomy places the organism in Eukaryota, Fungi, Ascomycota, Eurotiomycetes, Eurotiales, Aspergillaceae. The coding region runs from base 99 to 461 and encodes 120 amino acids. The record is from RefSeq and is a predicted model, not a curated record.
CACUCAUCGCCCAGCCAUAUAAUAAUCCGAAUAGCCACAUAUAGUCUCACAGCCAACCAAACUCUUUUCCAUUUCAAAUCUAUCCACAUACCCUAAAAAUGUCCUCCUCCAGCCAGUCGAAUGUUGGCCGCGGCGCCUUCUACGAGGCCGGCGACCAGCGCACCGCUCCUCAGUCUGAGAUCAACCAGCACGAGAGAUAUGAGGCCGGCGAGAAGGCCAGCCACAAGAACAUUGACUCCAAGGACCAACGUACUAUCGCAAACAGACUCGCUGCUCAGAGUAAAGAGGACGACCCAUCCUCGCAUCAUAACAGAGACAUUCAGCCCGAGGCUGAGCUCAGCAAGAAGGACCCAUUGAAACCGGCUAAACUUCAUGGAAACGAGCCAUCUAAGGGCGCUAAGAUUGAUAAGCAGCUGCAGGAGGAUGAUGAGCAGCGGCUACGCGAGAAGGGAAUCAAAUAAUAAUUUCUUCUGUUAUGCCA